Messenger RNA from Racocetra fulgida, 196 nucleotides. The record is from the annotation of a GenBank genome assembly. NCBI's taxonomy places the organism in Eukaryota, Fungi, Glomeromycota, Glomeromycetes, Diversisporales, Gigasporaceae.
AAAUCAAAGAUAUUAGCAUGGGUGUAGAAGAAACACCAGGAAUUAAUAGGACUUUGAAACCCUCUCUAAUUGUGGUUGACGAACGUGAACAAUAUCAACCACCGCAAGAUAUCGAUAAUGACAAAAAAGAAUCAACCAUAAAUGAAACAGUUAAUAAGGCAUUCUCUGGUCUUCAACUAGAUAAAGAUGUUCACAG